AUGUCUAGCAACGGAAAAGAUUACACGUACACUGGUCAUGGACAUGGCCCCCGAACGCCAAAAUUCUGCGAUCUGUGCAAACAAGACCUCAAACCACGUGGGUGGUCCACUCAUUGCAAGGCCUGUGAGAAGAAGGCUGAGAAACAGCGUCAGAAUCAGCUUGUUGCGGAAUCCAUUCGAAGGGAAGAUUUAGAGGCAGAAGCAGAUCACUUUGCUGAUGCCGAUGUCUCUGAACGUGCAAGCACUCCCAGAUUCCGGGUUGACGACAUUAGGUGUGAGUAUCAUCCAAGCAGUGGGAUCCCACCUGAGCACCCCUGGGCGCCAUUCAAGUCGCGACUAGAGUUUGAACUUGCUGAACUUGCCCUGGAGGCUUGUUUGAACAACGAGCAGACUGAUCAGCUCAUACGACUUUGCAACCGGUGCACUUCCCGACAGGAGAAGUUCACAUUCCGGACCCACAAGGACAUUCACGACAGGUGGGAGACUGCUUCCCAUCGCCUUACGGGGUUUACUCAAGACAUGAUUUCAGUACCGUAUGACGGUACCAUACGAGAGUUUGAUCUACACUAUCGCAAUCUCUGGGAGUGGGCUACUGAUCUCCUUCGUGAUCCUCAGCUCUUUCCGCACAUGGUAUUUGAUGCGCAGCGCUUCUCAAAGUUUGAUGGCGAGACAUUUGUAAACUUUGUAGAUGAACCUUACACGGCUGAAGCUUUUUGGAAUGUUCAAUCUCAGCUACCAGAGGGCGCCAAACCUCUGGCGUUUAUUCUGUAUGCGGACAAGACGAAGUUGUCCUCAUUUGGUACCGCAAGAGGUUACCCCGUUGUUGCACGCCUUGCGAACCUUCCCACCGACAUUCGCAAUGGUCAAGGUAUGGGUGGCGGCUACGUUGUUGGGUGGCUUCCUAUUGUGAAGGAGGAGAAGGAUCACGCUGGCAAGCCAAGCUGGGUCAAUUUCAAGAACGCUCAUCCAACCUGGUUCUUUCCUUCGAUAUUAAUCUUGUCGGCCGAUUACGAGGAACAAUGUGUUAUGUCGCUCACUCGAGGGAUCAAGUCCCUGUGGCCAUGCCCAGUUUGUCUCGUUCCCCAUGACGACCUUUUGGAUACUUUGAAGGCCUAUCCUCGUCGAACAUCCGAUCAGUCACAGAACGUCUUGCAGGUUGCGCGGGGCAAGCAGACCGCUGAAGAGAGAGAUGAUAUGCUCAAACAAUAUGGACUUCGUGAUGUCCAGAACGCUUUUUGGAUCGUUGCGCUUACUUGUGUACAUUACGCACUCUCGUGGGAUAGGCUCCAUUUCAAUGGUGGCCUGUACCGCGAUCAUUUGUGGGCCGAACUGCAGAGAAUAAUCAUUAGUCUUGGGAGAGCAAGUGUAGCGCAGAUGGACCACAACUACGAGGCGUUUCCACGGUGGCGCAAUCUCAAACAUCUAUCGCAAGUCAUGAGCAUUUCCUUUGCGGAUAGUAGCGUGUAUGAAGACAUUUCGAAGAUGGUGAUCUAUGCUGCACAUACCAUUGUGACUGAGGACGAGUGUCCAAUCGGCUACCUCUUACUUCGUUGUAUUCGACUCUUUCUUGAAGUCGAUUUAUAUGCAGCACUCGAGGUUCACACAGCUGAUACUAUCCGUGCAGGCCGACACGCAGUUCAAGCGUUCUCAACCUAUCUCCAGCCAAACGAGAAGAUGCACGGGUCGCUGAAAGAUUCGUAUCAAAUGCGCACCAACUUCAGGAAUGUGGCGCCGCAGAUUCUUCGCAUCAAUCAUUGGCAAGUGGUCGCCGAGAGCAUUUGCCGGAACAUAUCCGACUUCGAUGAGUAUCAGUCACGAUGUCGACAAUCUCCACAGACUUUUGAAUCUGUCGAGAACACUCACAGACAUGACAGCGCAUUUACUAACUUUCGUAUCAGGCUCAAUGAUUUCUUAACUAACUUUUUACCAGCCAUUCAAGUCCCUCUACCAGGCGGAAAGCGGGUCCAGCUCAAAGCAAAUGGCAAGAUUACCGGGUGCCGUUUCUUAAAGGUUAACUAUGAGUCAUUGGUAGAUUGGCGCCAACAUACCGAUUUCCUUCGUUGUAAUCCCAAGUUCUUUGGUACUCCGCGCUUCGACUGUGUGUUCGUCCAGACAACCGACAAGAUCAUCUUUGGUCGCCUGCUCUUUGUUUUUGAAUGUACACUGGAAGAUACAGCCCUCUCCCUUGCCCUUAUUCACCCAUUUGAUGCUCCCACUGGUGUUCGCAUCCGAAAAGACAAGCAUCUCUCCAUCUUUCGUGCUGAAUUUUUUUCAGUAAGGUCGAUCAUCCGCGGAGCUUUCCUAGUGCCGGAUGGUAGCAAUGAUUACAUUGUUGUCGAUACUGUUGACACCGACAUGUUCCUUCGUGUGAAGGCGCUGCAUCUUGAGGCAGGGCACCUUGUACGUGUUUGA
Suillus discolor is the source of this 2412-nucleotide messenger RNA. RefSeq lists its product as uncharacterized. The record is from RefSeq and is a predicted model, not a curated record. The coding region runs from base 1 to 2412 and encodes 803 amino acids. The transcript is spliced from 17 exons. NCBI's taxonomy places the organism in Eukaryota, Fungi, Basidiomycota, Agaricomycetes, Boletales, Suillaceae.